Molecule: messenger RNA, 2248 nt
Organism: Coregonus clupeaformis (lake whitefish)
Lineage: Eukaryota; Metazoa; Chordata; Actinopteri; Salmoniformes; Salmonidae
Gene: cdc42ep5
Product: CDC42 effector protein (Rho GTPase binding) 5
Exons: 2
Coding region: 102-1118 (338 amino acids)
Source: RefSeq, a predicted model, not a curated record
UUCCUUGCCAAUCCCUUAGAAAAAGAAAUAUUAGAAAGGGGCGAACGACGCUGGGAAAGAGCGAGAAGAAUCCAGAAGAGAAGAUAACGUAGAAAAGACAGAUGAAAAGAGGGAUAGUGAGGCGGGAGGAAGCGAAACACGAGCGUAAUCAAACUGUCAUGCCACUCCACAAGUCUUCCCACAAGGCGCCUCGCCUGGACCCCACCAUGAUCUCAGCUCCGCUGGGGGACUUCCGCCACACCAUGCACAUCGGGAGGGGCGGAGAUGCUUUCGGUGACACCUCCUUCCUGGCUACUGUCGGCCCCAGCCCUGACCCUGGGUCUCCGGGUGCCACGGCAACAAACGACUCAAUGGCGCCUGUCGAUUCCGAGACGCCACUUAACCACACUGAUGAUGUCACGGAUGACUUCGGAAGCCCGCUGAACAGUGAGCUUCAGCAUUCCGGGUCGGUGUCGUCUUUCACACUCGAUAUGGAUUUCGACCUGGGCCCGUCCAUCAUGGGUGAUGUGCUGGGGGUGAUGGAUGGACUGGGGCUGGACUCAGACUGGACUGGGACCCGCGCUAACGAGGAAGACGUCUUCAGUCCAAGCAAAAGUCUUGUCGUUGAAGUGGAGAAUUUCAAAAUGGCGGAGGAGGAGCAGUCUGUCAGCAUAAGGAAUGAGCUGAAUGAGAAGAAGCUUCUAGGGAUGGAGGGAGAUGGAAGGAUAAUAGACGGGGAGGGAGGGAUCAAGGCCAAAGGCCUGAGGCCGAAGGUGAGAUUCAGCGACAAACGAGAGGAGAUCAUUCGCCAAGCGUCGGAGGAGGAAGGUCAAGGGUUAGACGGUGAGGAGGAGUGUGUGAUUCUCACCGAGGAAGAUCGAGACAGAGGGAACAACGUCAUCAGCAUGCCAAUCACGGGAAUAGAGGUACAACACACCAAUCACAAGGCGGAUUCGCCUUCCAGUCCCGCCUCCUCACACAGCUCAGAGUAUGAGGGUGUCAACCCAUUGGACAGGAGGAGGGUUGACAACUGUCACUCAGAGACUGAUUCAGAGGAGGAGGAGGAGGAAGAGGAAGGGGGAGACAAUGGACGGGGCUACACAUUCGAAGAUGAGUUUGAUGAUGAAAUCGGCCUAUAGGAGUGCAACGCUGCGUCUUACGUCAACCAAUCAGAGGAUAAAAUGGUUCCUCGUUGGUUGUCAACUAUGUACAGUUUACUUCCUCUAUGCAUCAUUCUGCAAAUUAUCAUUCAAAAGGGAGGUUUAACCAAAGCUAAGUAUUUCAGAACAACAACUGGACAUUUGAAGAGUCUCUGUUGAAAUGCUUUUGGGACCAAAUUGCUCCUUUGGAUCCUCAGUCAUAGAUGUGCAGUUAGUCAACAGUUACUGCAGGAAUCCGUUUCAUUGAAUCAAUCUUAUAAGAUCCAAUUAAUGGACAAAAAGAUUUAACCUUUGAAAUAGCCACCUAGUAUUCACAUCAUAUUUGAAAUACUAAAUUUUUACAGACUCUUUACUUCAAUUUAUUAUCUGUCUCAAUUCUAAAUACACAAAGAAUAGCCUAGUAUUGUUUUAGGCCAAGCUGUUUUUCGGUGAAUAAAUAGCCUAGUUUGCAGCACUUUAAUUCAUUUCAAGAAACUGGAAGCUUUACUGUUGAAUCAAUGCUCAGUAAAAGAUAAUGACAGUUUGUUAAAUGACAAUGAUUAAGGCAAAUUGAAAUGUUUUAGUUUUACCAGGUCAAAGGUGUUCUUUUUUCUAAAGAGGAAGCGCAUAUGAUACAGAAAGACUUAUGCCGAAGGUGCCUUAAAGGGAGUUGUUGUUCAUAUCCCUGUGCUUUAACUCACUAUAGCCAUGUCUUUCUUCUUUAUGUUGUAUUUUCAUAUCAUGUAUUGCUCAGAGCAAAUUGCUUUGUUGACUGUUUUGCCUUGAGUCUUAAAAUGCUCUUUAGAAACAAACUAAAUGAACCAGCCUUUUCAGGACAAAUACAGAAUUCUUUGCCACCAGUUUCUCCACCUAAUUCAUGGAAAGUGUUUUUUUCUGAGCGUUUUAUAGUUUUCUUGUUAAAUGCCACUGGGUCGUUCCACGAAAUGAGUCCUUUUUAGGUAGUGUAACUUGAAGAAAAAAAACCUAUAUAUAUAUAUUUCACCUCAUUUUAAUUUUCUGUAACAACGAGCACAUGUUCAUCUUAAUAAAACACGUUUUCCCAUCUCAAGAGGUUAAAUAAAAUAAAUAUUAUAAGUGUCAAAUAAAGUAACAGGGUUGAUGAUUUCAUC